Andrographis paniculata is the source of this 1095-nucleotide messenger RNA. Its product is annotated as floral homeotic protein AGAMOUS-like. Gene Ontology annotation, biological process: positive regulation of transcription by RNA polymerase II. Gene Ontology annotation, cellular component: nucleus. NCBI's taxonomy places the organism in Eukaryota, Viridiplantae, Streptophyta, Magnoliopsida, Lamiales, Acanthaceae. The coding region runs from base 144 to 989 and encodes 281 amino acids. The transcript has 7 exons. The record is from RefSeq and is a predicted model, not a curated record. Gene Ontology annotation, molecular function: DNA-binding transcription factor activity, RNA polymerase II-specific; protein dimerization activity; RNA polymerase II cis-regulatory region sequence-specific DNA binding.
CUUUUGUUACUUGCUCGACGUGCAUUGGUCUACAAAAAAGAGUUAAUAAUUUGUGUCUGUGUAUAAAUUUAUAUAUAUAUAUAUACUUACCAAUUGCCAGUCUGCAUUGGUUACUUCAAAUAUUGUUUGUAUUUAGCAGCACCAUGGACUUCCAAAGCGAUCUAACGACUGAUAUGUCAUCGGACAAGAAAAACGGGAGGGGAAAGAUUGACAUCAAGCGGAUCGAAAACACCACGAAUCGUCAGGUCACCUUCUGCAAGCGCCGCAAUGGAUUGCUCAAAAAAGCCUAUGAGUUAUCCGUGCUUUGUGACGCUGAGGUCGCCUUGAUCGUCUUCUCCAGCAGAGGCAGGCUCUAUGAAUACGCAAACAACAGUGUUAAAGGAACGAUAGAGAGGUACAAGAAAGCAUCCUCGGAUCCCUCAAGUAAUGGGUCAGUCUCUGAAGCCAAUGCUCAGUACUACCGGCAAGAAGCCUCCAAGCUGCGUGCUCAAAUCAGUAAUUUGCGGAAUCAAAACAGGACCAUGCUGGGUGAUUCUUUAGGGGGGAUGUCACUGAGGGAGCUCAAGAAUCUGGAGUCAAAGGUUGAAAAAGGAAUCACCAAGAUCAGAUCCAAGAAGAAUGAAUUGCUAUUUGCCGAAAUUGACGACAUGCAAAAGCGGCAGGAGGUUGACUUGCAUCAUAGUAAUCAGUUCCUUCGAGCUAAGAUUGCAGAGGCUGAUAGAGGUCAUGAUGAGCAGCAGAUGGGCAUGGGCAUGAUGCCGGCUGAGAAUUCCGAGUACGACUACGAGCCGCCAUUAUUGAUGGAUGCCCGGGAUUAUCUUCAUGUCAACCCUUUGCAACAAACCGACAAAGACGACGACUACAACAACAACGACUAUACGAGACAAGACCAACCUCCUCUUCAGCUAGUACUCAUGAACGACGACAUUCCAUUCAAGUGGCGGAUCUCAUAUAUCGAUCUCUUAGAUCCAGUCGAGUCUAGUAGAUGAUGAAUGAAGUUAGCUAUACACGCACACAUACACAUCAUGACACAUGAGGCAGGCACAGGUAGGUAGCUAAUUAAGGUAGAUGGAGGAGGUGGGAAAUGUCGGUGGG